This is a messenger RNA of Darwinula stevensoni, 1049 nucleotides long. The record is from the annotation of a GenBank genome assembly. NCBI's taxonomy places the organism in Eukaryota, Metazoa, Arthropoda, Ostracoda, Podocopida, Darwinulidae.
GUUGCAAGACGGGAAAAUUUCAGCAUCGGGGAUUCCCACCACGUCUAUGGGAAAUUCGGCAUCUGAUGAAGCGACCUAUCGGAUAUAAAAACGCGGCAGAAGGCAUCUCGUACAUCCUCAGUUCGGCUUGGAAAGUGCAGAGCAAGUCUCCCCACGAAACUGCCACUAUGUUCAGGCUCAUUGUAGCUUCGCUUCUCGUCGUCUCCUCCUUCGGGAGGGUGGUGAGGAAGCCCAUGUUGGACGGGAGGAUCGUCGGAGGAGAAGCAGCGGAGGAGGGAGAAAUCCCUUGGCAGGUCUCACUGGAGUACUUUGGCAGCCACGUUUGCGGAGGAUUUAUCCUCGAUGAGAUGAACGUCAUCACCGCAGCCCAUUGCUGCGAUGCUGUCUCCUCCUUCACCGUCAUUGCAGGAGAACACGAUCGAUCCCAGACGAGUGGGAAUGAGGUUGAGGUUGACGUGGCGAGAAUGGUCCCCCAUGAAGAUUACGAUGGUUCAUGAUUUCCGAUACAGGUUCGACCUCACUGCAGACAUCUGUCUUCUCCACCUGGAAUCCGCCUUGAGCUUUACUAACUUCAUCGAUGCUGCAGCGAUGCCCGAUCAGGGCCAAGACUUCCCUGAGGGUUCGAUGAUGACCGUUUCCGGUUGGGGAUCAACAUCGGAAGGAGGAUCCGUGGUCAAUAUCCUUCAAAAGGUGGACGUCGCCGUCGUGAGUGACGCAGAUUGCGAUGAUUACUACAGCUCCUUCGGAGGCAUUGUUCCCGAAGCACACAUCUGCGCUGGCAACAUGCCACAAGGUGGCCAAGAUUCCUGCCAGGGUGACUCUGGAGGACCAAUGUUCGAAGCGGGAGGAGGCACCGUGUCCGGAAUCGUGUCGUGGGGGGUUGGCUGUGCUCGACCUGAAUUCCCUGGUGUCUACUCUCAACUCGCCACUUACAUGGCCUGGGUUGAGGAGAACCGACAGCGAUUUUAAAUAAGGGAUUCAAUAAAAUCCGAUGGGCAAUAUGCGCAUGUUUUAUUUAAAAUUUUCUGAGAUAGAUGGAUACGAGGCCU